This is a messenger RNA of Podarcis lilfordi (Lilford's wall lizard), 13477 nucleotides long. Lineage: Eukaryota; Metazoa; Chordata; Lepidosauria; Squamata; Lacertidae. The record is from the annotation of a GenBank genome assembly.
AUGGCUGCAGGAGUCCUGUUGGAAAAUGAAUUACCCUACUGUUCUCUGGUAUCAAGCAGUGCAUAUCUUGCAACCAUGAGUUCAGGUAAGUGGGCUUUUCUGGGGGAGGAGUUACUUUUAGUAAAUUAAAAUGUGGGAUAAAACAAUGAAAAAAACCCAGGCUAUUCUUGCAAAUUGUGAUGUUGAAAACCAGAUAUCACCCAGCCCUAGUCCCACACCCACACAUAAUUUGGAUUUGUAUAUAAGGAGCAACAUUGGUCUUUCCCAUAGAUGUUCCUGUUUGUGUUUUCCCUGCUUUUAAAUUUGUUGAUUCUAAUCUGUUGAACCUGUGUUUUGUUUGUUUUUUUUUAAAAAAAAACCCUGCCCAAGAAUUGUGUAAAAGUACGCAGUCAAGCAAUUGUAAAUUGGUUUCUGCAGUUUUCUGGUUUUGUGCAAGUUUAGAGAUAUAGAUAUUACCCAAUGGAAGAGGUUCCCCCUGUUUCUCCUCCAAUACACUUCAUAGGAGGGACUAGGGUGGAAAAUCAGCAGCUGCCCCAGAAGCAGUGCUGGAAUAAUAGCAGAAUGCAACAGAGGGAGGAUAUUGACAAUGCAGGAUAACAAAUGACCAUUGUCAUGACUUGUAAUUCUGAUUCAUCAUUUUGGCAGAGUGCUUUUAAGGUCAGUGAAUUAAGAAAACAAAAGUUGCAGAAUAUGAUUAGGCCUUUUUUCUCAUGUCCGAAUCUCAUGUUCCUAAUUGUCCAAAAAAAAUAAAAAUUGAUCGGAGACCUGGGAUAAGAACUCUUUCCACCUUGCUACUACAGGGAGCUACUUUGGAUAGCACUGUGAUCACUAUUUGCUGUUGAUUCAGCAAUAUCAUGCCAGGUUCUGGGCACCACUAAAUAUUACAAUUAAAUGUUUUACUUUUUUUUUUAAUGAGAGAGAGAGAUUGUUUCGAUUCUUUGGAGAAGUCUGUACCUUUUGGGCUUCUUCAUUUCUUGUUUCCCCUGAUUUCUGUUCCUUCAAAGAGGAUGGGCAGGGGGAGAAAUGACAUAAGUACGAGCUCCUGAGGAUUGGGCACCAGUAUGACUGCUCCAGGUUAUGCAUGACUUCCUACACAUGGCUGUGCUGAGAGGGCCAUUUGGGUUGGGAAAUGUAUAAACUGGGGUGUAGGCAAAAAGGAAGUUGAAAGCUAUGUGAACCAGUUGGCACAGCUACAAGAUUUCCAGUAACUCCAUUUGUGAAGUAGUCCAACACCUUUUAAAGUGAAUUAAAAGACUUGUCCUGUUUUGCCAUUAAAUUAUAGUUAAGAACCUCAGUUGGACUGAAAGAAUAUGAGUGACUUCUAGUGGUUUCUGGUGGAAAUUUAAGGUAUAUUCACAGAAAUUCUCUGGUGGUGCAAUGUGCUGUGACAGGCAUGUACUUAAGAGUGCAGUCUGUUGUGUAUCUGUUUAUGCAUUGGGAAUUCGUGGUGUAGAAAUUCCUACUGGAGACUAAGUAAGCAAAUGUAUAAAUCCAUUUUUGGAUUGCUGACAUAUUCUUUGAUGAUAAGUGCUCCCAGAUACUGGCAGGACAGCUUUGGAUUGCUUUGUUGUUCAUACUAUGAGGAAUUAUUUUACCCCUCACCUGUUUCCUUCACCCUUCAAGUAGUAUCUAUACAUUCUUUUACAGAUCUCAUAAAAUAGCAGGAUAAUUUAUUUUUUUAAGAGUAGUGUUGCUUUUUAUUCCUGCUGAUAAAAUACUUUACAGAUCUUAGUGUUUCUUUAGAAAGCUUUAUUUCUACACUAGCAUUAAAAUUCAAAGGCAUGAUAGUUAUUUUGCUGGGGAAAUGAGUGUGUUAUAUAAUUUCUCUCCAAGAAAAGGUUAAUUCCCCUUUUCAUCCUUUUACAUAAGGCUCUCCACGCACUUCUGCUUUUCAUCUUCCAAUCCGGCAUGGGAUGUUCGUUGACACCUUAGUCGUGAUUUCUUGAAUUGUAUUAAUUUCUGAGGGUUUUUUUUUUAAAAGAAGAAGCCUCUUCUUGUCCAGGCUGUUGAGGUCUGUACUUCAAAUUCCAGAAACCUUUCCUGUUCAUCGUAAACUAUUUGGGAGUCCUGCUCCAGUUUGGAAUGAUCUGCUUCAAGUGAUUCUAAUCCUCAUCGGCAGUGGAACAGUUUGUCCCACACAGAAUCAAUGUAUAUAGAAUUCAGCUGCCAAAAGGGUAGCUGCCACUAGUGAGUUCAUUGUUGGUUUCUAUGGAGACAGAGCAGCCUAUCCUGAACAGCUAUUAGAUCAUACAGAAAGAUGCAUGUCUCUGUGCAAGUUCAGUACUGAGCAAGUCAGACUUCUCAUUCAGUUUGACUUCCUACAGCAUUUCUAAACUGCUCCAAGUAGUGGGUGACCAUGCAAGGCUCACCCAGAAGACGCUUGACAGUGAAUAUUUUUAGCAACUUUUUUCAGGGCCGGAGACAUUCCUCCUCUGAUCCUCUUCUCCGCAUACUCCAAAGGCGACGGAGCUCUGUUGUAGAGGUCCUCUCGACUUCUACGCAUAGAGUUAUGGUGGCCAUUUCCUCUGUAAGCCCCGAGGAACUAAAUGCUGCUUUCCAUGAGAAAAAAAGUAAAGUAUUGGCAAUUUCCUUUAUAUAAACUGGACUUGGGUUUUAUGGCAAUGUGUCUAAUCUUGUUCUCAUAACUAAUCAUAGAUUAAGUUCUUGACUCUUUACUUAUCAUUUUAUACCAUCAUAAAAGCUUAAUGUUAUUUUUCAUGGAAUUUUAGUUGAGAAAAAAGCAUUUGCUGCUUCUAGAUAAUGACUAACAAUUACUUUAUUCAGGAGCUGCUACAUACAAAGACCCUUGAGAGGGAAACGUUAAGACAGAAGCCAGUUUUCAGUAAAUGUUCUAAUGAUCCUGAUUGCUUUGCCUGCUUUGAAACAUAUACUGCAUACAUUUGUUUUUAUAUGAUUCACAAAAGUUGUAUGAUGAAAGAUUUUACUUGGUCUUGCCUUUUGUGUUGCAGGAAGGUCCAGGCGUCCGACUGCAAAAUACACAAAAGUUGGAGAACGCCUUCGCCAUGUCAUUCCUGGUCAUAUGCAGUGUUCUAUGGCAUGCGGUGGUCGUGCUUGCAAAUAUGAAAAUCCAACUCGGUGGAGUGACCAAGAACAGGCUGUGAAAGGGCUUUACUCUUCCUGGUAAUGUGAAGCAAUUAGCUUCUACUAGAGUUCUUAAAAUGUUGCUUUUAAAUGUCAAAGGUUACCCAGAGUUACUUGUGAGCAAGUCCCAUUGAAUUCUAUUGAACUUCUGGGUAAACAAGUUUAGAAUCAGGCUCCACAGUCAGCGAAAGAGAACUAGUUUUAUAUAGAUUUAGAUACUUUAUGUUUUAGAUGUGCAGACCAGCUUAAAUACAGUGCCAGUAAUCAUAUUUUGAAUGAACUACAUAUGUGGAACAGGUAAGGUUCCUUUUGAAUUCUGUGUCUUUGACUUAUGCUCAAAAUGUGUAUGUUAAAAUUCUAUUGGUAGCAUUGGCUUUUGCUUUUUGUAGCAUGGUUUUAAUUUUAGAAUUUUUUUACCACAAACCAUAUUUUAAUUUAAAUGAAAUUUUAGAAUUGAAUAGUAAGAUUUAGAUGUAAUGAUAGCAUUCCCAAGCACUAGAGUGCUAUUUUAUAAAGCUGUUAAAAGAACAUUUUAAAGAAAUGUAUAGUUAUUUUGUGCAUGGAUAUAGAAAUAGAAAUCUGAAUAUUCUGUGCUAUCUACAUUCUUAUCACAGUAUCUUGCACCAUAAUGUAAUUUUGUUACAUAACGUUUUUCAGCUAGAGAUAAUAGACAUUAAAUGGUUUAAACGCACAUAGUUAUCUAAGGUGGCAUGGUUUGUUAUUAGAAAAUUACAGCUGAACACCAGCUAGGAAGUAUUUUAACCCAUAACUGCUCACUUCUUCUCUCCCUGCUCCUUUCCAGGAUAACAGAUAACAUUUUAGCCAUGUCUCGACCAUCAACAGAACUUAUUGAAAAAUAUAAUAUUAUCGAGCAGUUUCAAAGGUAAAAGAAACAGACUGGUAAUGAAUUAUUGCAGCUCUUACAGCUGUAAAGCUGACCUAUUAUUUCUUUUCUGCGUUGGUUUGGAACUGUUCAUAACAAUUCUGAAGUAAGAAGGAACGUUGGUGGGGAUAUUGAUUGUGGAAAAGCAUGCACAGCUCAAUAAUGUGCCUUCCUUUUCUUUGCCUAAGAUGUGGCAUAAAAACAGUAAUUAACCUUCAGCGUCCUGGAGAACACGCUAGCUGCGGGAAUCCACUGGAACAAGAGAGUGGUUUCACCUACCUUCCUGAAGCUUUCAUGGAGGCGGGAAGUAAGUUUGCUCCUGCUGUUGUUCCUUGUUAAUUAUAAAGUGUGGUGCUUACAGGCUGUUUCUGCCACCUACUUCUUGGUGGCAGCUAGCUGAGAAAUGUUUGCCAAAGAAAAUAACUUGCACCUAAUGAGAAAGUUGAAGAAAUACACAGCUCCACUAUGGAGCAUUAUAGAUACUAAAUCUCAUAAACAGCCAUAAAAUAAGCAGCUGAGAAUGGAUAGCUGUGUUUAGUAUCUGCAGCUGUGCAUUUCGCACAUUGGCAAAGCAAUAGAUUUGCAUGUGGAUUUUAUUGCCUCCGCUGCAAUCAAAAGACUUUCUCUUCCAACGAAAAGACACUGUUGCUCAUUUCGGUAAGAUUGACAGCUGCUAAGAAAGUGGGGAUUCUGUUACUUCCCAAAACAUUAUGUUACAUUGUGUGUGUGUGUGUGUGUGUGUGUGUGUGUGUGUGUGCGCACACACACACACACACACACACACAGCAAAAUCCUUACUUGUUACAGGUUUGAUAUGCCAUGUUUUGUGUGAAAUGCCUUGACUAAUUUGCAAUGUGGCAUUUGCAGUUCUCAUAAGACGAUAUACUAAAAUGGAGGAAGACAAAUACAGGCUAAAAAUUCUGAAAAGCUUUCUUAAAACAGAUCCGAAUAUUUUUGUUGCAAUAUGAAUACAAUGAGCUGUGUAUGGUCUUUUGAUAAUAAUGAUGUUCUAAACUGUUUUUUCUAGUUUAUUUUUAUAACUUUGGAUGGAAGGAUUAUGGUGUGGCUUCUCUCACUACUAUCCUCGAUAUGGUAAAAGUGAUGACUUUUGCCUUACAGGAAGGGAGAGUAGCUAUUCAUUGUCAUGCAGGACUUGGCAGAACAGGUAAAAAUGCUCAACUACAAAUUCACUGAGAAUGUAUUGUUAUAAAAUGCAAAAUAAUGAUAAUUUAGAUUCCUUGAUUCCUUUGUAGAUUCCUUGAUACAUUCAUAUAAUGAAGUCUAUUCUGAUAGAAAUGCUAGCACAACGCCCUCAUUGUUUCAAAGGCUGCAUGCAUGCAUUUUUCACAAUUUUCUUCUCAGAUGUGCCACACAACUCCCAAACUGGUCUUUGUGUUCAAAGGAUUUGGCAUGAGAGCUUUUGUAAAGGGGAAAUCGGAGGUGGGGAUAGCAUUUCUAGAGGCACUUGCUAUUUAAGAAGCUUUUGUGCCAUAUCCAUGAAGUGCCUUUUCAACACCAUCCCACUUUCCAUGCUCAUACUUAAAAAACCCUACGUAAUUCUUUUCCAAAGUAUCCCUCAAGCAUAAGUGUAUUCAUCUAGCCCUUUUUGUAAAAAACCCAAACUGUGGUAACAGGAACAAGGCCACUCCCUCCUUCCCCUUAUAGGCACCAAUGCCUUGCAAUUUUUGCAGAUCUUUUGCUUUAUUAUUGUUAAGAACUGCUUUCUCAUUCCUCUAAAUCAGGGGAAGCACUGCUAGAAAAGCUCAGUAUGUGCCUUCCCUGACCUCCAUUCAUCCACUAGUAAAGACCUAUUUGUUUCCAAAACAAUUUCCCAAUUUUUUCAUCUCCCGUUUUGGGUGAUGAUGUAAUCCUUAAGUCAGUUUGUUGCCGCCUGCUCAGUGUAGAUGUUUCAAGGUUGUUGGUAUCUAAUAAUUUUUUGUUCUGGAAGCUGUUCUAUGUUUCUAUAGCAAAUAAAUGUGCAGUUCUUUAUAUAAAUAAACAAGUAUGGUGCAGUAGGGGGAAAAUAAUCUGGAGGAGCUCCUACAAGGCUGAAUUGAUUUUCAUAACUGGCGGCAGCUUCGGCUAGCCUGCUCUAUUGGAAGGAACAUGAAUCUGCAUCUGUACGCUCUGUGCUAUUUUGAGAAUUACAUUUUUGUUUUCACCUAACAAAUUUAACAUUUCCUUCUUCUUUUUUGUCCUUUACUUACCUUCCAGGUGUUUUAAUAGCUUGUUACUUGGUUUUUGCCACACGAAUGACAGCAGACCAAGCAAUCCUUUUUGUCAGGGCGAAAAGGCCUAACUCUAUCCAAACCAGAGGACAGCUGUUGUGCGUACGGGAGUUUUCCCAGUUCUUGAUUCCUCUCAGGAAUGUUUUUGCAUCCUGUGAACCCAAAGCGCACGCCGUGACUCUUUCCCAGUACCUGAUCCGGCAGCGGCAUUUGCUCCACGGUUAUGAGAGCAGGAACCUCAAGUAUGUGCCAAAGCUUAUUCAUCUGGUUUGCAAAUUGCUGUUGGACUUGGCUGAAAACCGGCACGUGAUAGAGGAACUUGUGGACCUUCCAGACCUGUCCGCUGAGAUUGAAGAGACCGUUUCUCAGCUAGCUUCCACGCAGCUUGAUAAAGAGCUGACAAGGCAAGACAGUAGUGCUUCAGAGCCGUUUUCUCUCUCGGGAGCCAAUCCUCUUCAUCCCAAUGAACAUGAAUGUGAUCCUCUUUGGAAGAGGAGGAACGUUGAUUGCCUUCAGCCUCUGGGUCGAGCAAAAAGGCGCCUGAGCUACAGCGACUCAGAUUUGAGAAGAGCGGUCUUUGUCUGUGAGCAAGGAGAGACCCCCUGGUCGGUGCCUGUGCAAGUGCCACUCUGCAGCAAAACAAACCCACCAAACAAUUGCCAGACUCUCAAGGUUGAUUUAACCCAAGAACUCUUAAUCCGUAGUACAUUUACUUUCUCGUGUCAGGACAGGACGCCUUUAGAUGGAAAAGAAGCCAAUUCUCCAUUUUUCCAUAAAAGCAGGUAUCCCGGAGAAGUGCAGCGUAGCCAAACCUUUUCUUCGGGCCUUUCGAGUGAUCGGAAGGAAGAGGAGGCAGAGGAGGACGAAGAAGAGCUAAAAGCACUAAACUAUAAUUGUGGCAGAAAAGCUAAUAGCUAUGGCAAAAAAAUGUGGUCCUCUGAGGACUCGGACGCUUCGAAAGCAGAGCAUGAGAUCCGCAAUAUUCGGGAUCUCUGUGAAUCGAUCCCCCAUAUCGUCGUGCAGUCAGAACUAACUCUGGAGGCACGAAGAACGUUGGCAGCCAAGGCCCUGGCAGAUGUGAAUGAGUUUAUGGGAUCAGAAGAAAAAGAGCAAAAAGUGGAGAUGUGGCAGGUAUUUUCAUUUUGUAAAUGUUGCACACGUGUCUAGUUCAGGAGAGCACCUCCAGGAAGUGGGGGGGGGGGGGGAAACCCAUAACAUCUUUGCUUUCAGAGAGCAUAAAGUCAUACCAGUAAAGGCCAUUCUUCCUACUGAAGCUUAUGCUAUCAAAAAUAUAAAGCUAUAAAGAGAACAUACUCAGGGGUGCUUACUAUGCCCUACUUCAUGCCCUUCAGCGAUAAGACGCUGUAGCCACUAGCUUUGUUGUAUUUGCUUAAUCUAGGGACAAUCAGGUGUUCUUGUACACAUGCAAUUACCGUGCAAAGCUGGGCUCUAGAACCAGACUUAUGGCAUCUGUAAAAAGACUACUGCUCCUCUUUCAGUUGCGGCAAAGUGAGUACUUCAUCAGACGGCUGCACACUCCCCUUCAGUGCUCCUUCAUAAUACUUGAGCAGAUAUUUUGAGGAACAUGGGAGUCAGCUCUUUACCAAAACACAGCCUGAAACCAAAAUGGGCAUGCAAGUGCAAAAGGUUUUAAGCAGUGACAAACCCUUCGAUUUUUGUAUGAAUGUAAUGCAGUCUAAGGGCAAACCUCCUGCUUAUGAGUCAGCACAGGGUCCUAAACUCUCUGCUUACAUUAAAUCCUAAAACCAGAGCAAGGCAUUUGUAAGAAAGACUCCGUUUGAAGCAGCAGGUGCUUUAACACAUACCUCCCAGCCAUUCCCCUCUUGCAAUUGUCCUGGGCAGCGAGGUAGGGACUUGAAGGCCAGUCGUGGGCUCUUUGAAUGGGGUACCCAAGAAGGUAGGGACGCAGGUGGCGCUGUGGUCUAAACCACUGAGCCUAGGGCUUGCCAAUUGGAAGUUCGGCGGUUCGAAUCCCCGCAACAGGGUGAGCUCCUGUUGCUCGGUCCCAGCACCUGCCAAUCUAGCAGAAAGCACAUCAAAGUGCAAGUAGAUAAAUAGGUACCACUCCGGCGGGAAGAUAAAUGGCGUUUCCGUGCGCUGCUCUGGUUCGCCAGAAGCGGCUUAGUGAUGCUGGCCACAUGACCCAGAAAAACUGCGGACAAACAUCAGCUCCCUCAGCCAGUAAAGCGAGAUGAGCGCCGCAACCCCAGAGUUGUUUGCGACUGGACUUAACUGUCAGGCGUCCUUUACCUUUAUCUUUUACCCAAGAAGGUCAAGGGCACUGUGCCCUUGGUCUUGCAUGACUUGUCUCAUCCAGGUCAAGGAAGCCUACUAAGAAUGCAUUGGCUGAAGGAGGCCCAGAUCCUGGAGCUGGCACCACAAAUGCAUCCAGGCGUGUUGAAUCUGUUUGCUUCUAAACUGGACCCAGAAAGUGGAAGGCUUUGGGGAAACUAGUUUGACAGUCCCCAACAAAUGCUCUCUGCCCCAUAUCCCCAUUAUCUUCUCUCUCUCUCUCUCUCUCUCUCUCACACACACACACACACACAGAGAGAGAGAGAGAGAGAGAGAGAGAGUGUACAUAAGCUGCCUGAAUGCAUUGUUUUCCAUACAAUUGUAAAUGCGUGGAGAAAGAGAGCAGGUCUGCCUCUGCUGCUCCUGUCACAUUCGCAACAACCUCCCUCCCUGAAGUCCAUGGUCACAUAGAGUGCUAAAUCACAAAUGGAACAAAUGCUCUUCAGACAUUUCAUCCUCCAUGCAUGUAUGGCAGGCAGGGAUUUGGGAAUGGGACAAAAUUGCCUUGCUUCCUUCCUCUGUGUCAUUAUACCAAAAGGGGUCUGUGUUUAUAGAAUUCUACCCUAACAUUACUAAAGCAAAGACUAUUUAUAGAAAGUUGACAAGGAUUUCUUUCUUUUUUAUCUUUAGAAAGAACUGAAUUCUCAGAAUGGAGCCUGGGAUAGGAUAUGCGGCGAGACAGAUCCUUUUAUCCUCAGUAGUUUGAUGUGGUCCUGGAUAGAGCAACUUAAAGAACCCCUUCUAACCAAAAAUGAUGUAGAUGUGUUAGCAAAAAACAACGUAGACCCUCAAGAAGCACUUAAAUUGUUAGACAAGGUAAGCAUUUAAUGUAUUAAGGCAGUUAUAUACCACUUUUCAGGAAGACCUCGCAAAGCAUUUUGCAUAAGAUGACACAAAUGCGGCAUACACAUCUCCUUGCCUUUGGUUGCUUCCAACGUCAUGAUUUAUUUGCACAUAGUUUGCAGGGAGUUUGUGAUGUCAGCUAUUUAUUGAGCAUUCAUUCUAAUAUGUUUGUUCAGAGGUUAUACAAUGUGCAUAAAUAGUUAUCCUAUACUUCCCAGUGUAUUUUCCUGUCACUUUCCUUAUCACAAAAAGUACAGCUUAACAAAUGUACAUUCACUAAGGCCUCUUCUUCCAUGGUACUUGUAUCUGUCCCUACAUUUCUGCAUACCCUCUUUCAUAUUAUCCCAAUGUGGGUUCCUUGGUUAUUUAUCUUUUGCAUGACCCUUAAGAGUAAUGUUUGCAUUUCACCCCCUCCUGUGUAUGUCUACACCACUAUGAAAAUAUGUCCACCCUUCAUUUUGCCUCCUAUACCAUGUCACUCUCUGCCUUUAAACAUGUUCAUGUUCUCCUUUUACUAAUAGCUUUUACUUUCUUUUCUUGGUAACUUAUAAUGGCUAGGUGGGAGAGCCCUAUAAGUGCAUGCUGUAUUUCAUAUCACUUACCCUUUUUUUGCUACCGAUCUAGAGGUCUUAUAAGAACUAUUUUUUGUCCAGUCUACUGGGUGGCAAAUGUUAGUGGGGCAGUAUUUAAGAGAAAUGUUCUUUUCCAUGUAUGCUAGUCACCUGUGCUCAGAAUUUGUAAAUUUUUGAUGGGAAACCUUUUUGUUUGUUGCAUUUGAAUACAUAAUUCAAGUGGACAUAAUUUACUGCGUAGCCUAUAUUCAGGACUGGAUUAAGAUCCUUAGAGGCCCUAAGCACUUAAGAGAUUUUGGUACCCCCAUUUAUAUCUAAUUAAAAAUAUAAACCGCAGUAAACCAUAAAAUAAAGUGGAACCUACAGUAUGAUGGAAAACAAUGUUUAGUUUUCUAUAUUUGUAUAAACAAUGUUUAUUUUUGUUCAGAUGGUAAAUCUGGCAAUGGGAAUUUUCUGUGGUGCCCCCCUUCCCUUGAUAAGCAUAUGCUUAUUUUGCUUUGUGGUUAAUCCAGCCCUGCUUACAUUUGCUAUGAGUGAAUACAGUUGAUAAAUGCCACUGACUUUAACAGGCUUAAAGGAGAGGAGCACCUGUGGCUCUGCAGAUGUUCCUGGACUACAGUUUCCAUCAUCUCUGAUCAUUGGCCAUGCUGGUUAGGGCUGAUAGGAACUGGAAUCCAGCAUCCUCCAAAGGGCCAUAGAUUCUCCACCCUUUUAUAGAGGACAUUUUGUGCUUCUGCAGAAGAGGGCAUUUCAGCAGGUGUAGUUUGCUCUUUCACUAGUGGAAAUCACAAAGGUGAAGGAAAGAGUUCACUCUCUCUUUAUAGAAUCGUAUAGCUUCAAGCAUGCCAAAUGCUGUUGGAUUGUGGUCGGUACCUCCUCCACGUUGGUGUCUUUAAAAUAUUUCCUACCUAACAAUGUCUUUCCGCUCCCCAUCAGGGAAAAUAUCACACUAUACUGUGCAUUUUAAACUGCGUGGUGCAAUUGCAGACCAUACCAAUGUACGUGGAGGACCUUCUCCUUGAUCGUGCCAUUAAAGCAUUUACAAAGGCAAGUGGAAUGUGAAAUUGUGAUCUUUUGUAACUCACAGACUAGCCUAGAACGCUGACCAUAAUUAACCUGAUGGUAAACUAUUUCAAACAUUGCACUUCAUGCAAAGAAUCUGAACCAAAUGUACUGUACGCUGGAACCAAUUAAUGUGUGGGUGCACACCUACAGAGGGCUAUAGAAUUCUGGUGUCAAUCAGUGUCCACACGGAGCUUGUUUGCUUGCUAGAGGUGGGCACCACAAAACAAGAUUUGUUUUGGACCUUGAUCGGGUGAUUUGGAAAGCAAACUGAUUCAGCUCUGACUGCUUCAGAAGCCACCCACUUGGCCUCUGCUCCCAAUUACAACCUUGCUUUGGAAGGGGAAAUGAAGCUCUGUGUCUCCCUAUGCUUUGAGAGAUUGGUUCUUCAACACCUUAGGACAUGUUUUCCACCGGAUUUUGAUGAACACCAGUUCGCUUAUAGGAGAAAUAGGUCAACAGAUGAUUCCAUAGCCACAGCUUUUCACCUUGCAGCGAGUCAUCUGGAGAGACCGGGGAAUUAUGUCAGAAUGCUGUUUACAGUGGUACCUCGGGUUACAUAUGCUUCAGGUUACAUACACUUCAGGUUACAGACUCCGCUAACCCAGAAAUAGUGCUUCAGGUUAAGAACUUUGCUUCAGGAUGAGAACAGAAAUCGUGGUCUGGCGGCACAGCAGCAGUGGGAGGCCCCAUUAGCUAAAGUGGUGCUCCAGGUUAAGAACAGUUUCAGGUUAAGUACGGACCUCCAGAACGAAUUAAGUACUUAACCUGAGGUACCACUGUACUGAUUAUAGCUCGGCUUUUAAUACCAUCCUUCCGGACAUUCUUAUUAAAAAGCUGAUGGACCUGGACCUUUCCCCUACCAUCUGUGAUUGGAUUAAAGACUUUCUGAGGGAUCGCACACAAAUAGUGAGGACUGGACCUGUUACAUCUACCUCUCUGAAGCUCAGCACUGGCACCCCACAGGGAUGUGUGCUGAGUCCCUACCUGUACUCGUUGUAUACAUAUGACUGUAUUUCAUCUGAUCCAUCCACUGAAAUUAUUAAGUUUGCAGAUGAUACCACCAUAAUGGGUCUAAUUACAGGUGGAGAUGAAUUAGCGUAUAGGGAGGAGGUACAGAAAGUCUCCACAUGGUGCCUAGAGAACACCUUGCACCUAAUUUUUAAUCUUUGUUGGAAGCCGCCCAGAGUGGCUGGGGAAACCCAGCCAGAUAGGUGGGGUACAAAUAAUAAAUUAUUAUUAUUAUUAUUAUUAUUAUUAUUAUUAUAUAUCAGCAAGACAAAGGAGAUGGUGUUGGACUUUCGGAGGAAGAGAGGGGAACUAGCCCUGUUGUAUAUCGGGGGGGGGGGGCUGUGUGGAGAGAGUCUCUUCCUUUAAAUUCCUGGGAGUUUACCUUAGUGAAGACCUCACUUGGAAAAUCAAUAAACCUAGGCGGUUAGGAAGGCCCAAAAGAGACUCCAUUUCCUCAGGGUCUUGCGAAAGAACAAUGUCAAACAAAAAUUGAUGAUCUCCCAUUACCGGGCCACAGUAGAAGGUGUCCUUUCAUACGGUAUUACGGUGUGGUAUGCUGGUUUGACAGUCACGGACAGGAAGUCCCUACAGAGGGUGGUGAACACAGCCCAUGGGCUGUCCCCGGAGUUUGCUAAAUGACAUCGCGGGAGACCGCUGCCUCAGGAGAGUGAGGAAAAUUCUUAGGGACGACUCACACCCUGGCCAGCACCACUUUAAUCUCCUACCUUCAGGCAGGAGAUACAGAAGUAUAGUCAGCCACACCAACAGGUUAAAGAACAGUUUUUAUACGUGGGCUGUUGGGCUGCUGAAUGGAAAAAAAUAGUGGUGUGAUUGACUUCCAACAAGCACACAGCGCGCGGACAAGACUGAGUGUAUGUGGGGGGGCUCGUUUAAUUUCACUGUACACAGGUGGUAUAGUGAAAAUAAAGGUUAUUUAUUUAUUUAUUCAUUCACUCACUCACUCACUCACUCACUAUUAUGGGAGCAGUCAGGGCGGGGGGGACAAUCGCAGAUGUAAUUACUUUUUGACAAAACUGCAUCCAUAGCGGUUCACAAUAGAUUUGAACAGCUAAUUUUGCAAGCGCUGUUCUCUAUUUAGCUCCUGCUACUCCAUUUUAUAAACUACAUCUAAUAGCCAUUGUAGUUCAAGUGGUAAACUUCAGAUAUUAUUCUAGUACUAGGUAAAAUGAGACACUCUAAAUUUGUAUAUGCAGGAUUCUAUAUGUAGGAUUUAUAUUUCAUUUUCUGUAGACACCAUUGUGUUUUGAAUUAGACAGUACUAUAUUUCGAUAAAGCCUCAUAUGUAUGUGUUAUAAUUUUAUUAACUUUAAGUUUGCUUCCGGCAGGUGAGUUCUGAUUCGGAAGGUGGCUUGGACAUUUACAGCAUUCUGAAGAAUAUUUUUAAACAGAUAUUGGAACACCAAAGACAAUACUCCAGAGACCAAACAGAAACCCUCUUUUGA